UGAUCCUGCCAUGCCUGUCUUGCCUGCCCGUUUGUUUUGUUCCUGCCUCCUGCUGAGUAUAGAAGAGCAGCACAGUCAUCGCUGAUGACAUAUUCAGGAUCUCAGAAUUUGCAAGCCAAAAUAUUCCAUACUGGUCACAGUGCAAAGUCUGUUAACAUUUUCAUUGGCAAAAAGGCUCAGGUGCUCCUGGUUGCUGUAGCUCCCAACUGCUCGACUCUGAUCAGCGAAAAUUAAAUGUAGCUGAGAACGGAUCAUUUAACCGGACUGAGACUGAAUGCCAUGAAAACAACAUGUCUCGGCAAAGCUGGAUGAUUCAACUGGUGGGCUUUAUGUGGAUUUUUCAUGUUUCAUUAGGAAACCGUAAUGUGGGAAAAAAUCAUAUGCAUCCCAACUCUCAACAGAAUACAAAACUCUCAGAAUGUUUUAACUCAGGAGGCAGAUGUUACGUUGUUGCUGAUAACUUCUAUGGCAUCAUCAGCGCAUCCAUGAAUUUCACUGCAAAACUGGAAGUGGCCAAUAGCUGCAUAAUAUUCCUACAGAAAAACGAAACACGACAAAAACCAUUGUGGAAAAGGUGGCCACAAGUGAAAAAUCUCUUCCUUUACAUAUCGAAAGACCUGACGAAGAAAGACAUGUUCAUAAUUGCUCUGAAUGGACAGAACUGCCUCAAUUCAACAGAAUCCUGCGUGCAUGGAAAUAUUAGUACAAAAACUGUGUGUGAAGCAGGGACUAAGUAUAAUGAAAGCUCCUGCAAGGACAAAGACUACAACGACAAGUACAUAAUAAAUAUAAAAUCAAACGCGUGUGUCAACUGCGACAAUCCUGUGAAAAAGCCCGAUGAGACGAUUAAAAUAAAUAAGACUUUUGAUGAUAAUGGAGAAGUCGAUGCAUCCAAAGCUGCUGAACUUAUGUCUGGAAUCGAAAAGUUAAUUUCCCAAAUGAAUGGAACUUCGGCUGAACUGUCAAUAGGGAAAGGUAUCGAGGGAGUCUUAGUGAGAAAACCUGAUCCUGCAGAGCUGAAUGAGGUAUCCUUUGCUUACAUGGAUCCAAAUGACAAACUGAAAAUUGUAGAAGACCCAGAAACUCUUAAAACAUUUUCUAGAUCUGUCUCUAUUUCUAAGGAAGCCUUUGAAAAGGCUGUCAGUUUAAACAUCAGUGUACCUUUUGCAGCUGUCCUCCGGUUUAUGAAUAUGAGCCAGGAUGAGAAUAACAGUACUGUGCUUAAUAAUGAGGUCGUUGCAAUUGAGAUGGGAGCUGAGAUCAAGAAUCUCUCCGACACAAUAAGCAUCAAUUUCAAGAAUUUUAACUUUGAUAGGUUUCAUCCAAACUGUACCUCGUGGAAUGGUGAAGGAAGUAAACCCAACUGGACUUUCAAAGGGUGUGAAACCAUACUCAUUGGAAAUAACAUCAAAUGCAAGUGUUCACAUCUGACGUUCUUCGCUGUCUUGCUGACUCCCAUUAAUGAAACCAUCUCCAGUUAUGACCUGAACACCCUCACCAUCAUUACACAGGUUGGGUGUGGAUUGUCCAUUUUCUUCCUUGGCAUAGUUCUCUUCAUGUACUUCCUUAUAAGGAAGACCCCAGCCAGUACUGCCACACAAAUCCUCAUCCACCUGAUUUGUGCCUUGUUCCUGCUAAAUUUGACCUUCCUCGUCAAUCACUUUGUGGCAAAUCUGCACAGCCGUGUCGGUUGUCAGGUAAUGGCAGCGUUGAUGCACUACUCUAUGUUGGCCACUUUCAGCUGGUUUGCUGCACAGGGCUUCCACCUCUGUCUGCAGCUGUACAAAGGAGGACAUGUUACAAUAAGGCGCUACGUACUCAAACUUUCUGUUAUCUCCUGGACUCUGCCGAUCAUUAUGGUGAUUACUGUUGGCAGCUUGAGCAAAUAUGGUGAACAGACCAUCUACGCUGAUAAUCCUCAAAACAACGUGGCAAUGUGCUGGAUAACCGACAAUAACAUCCACUACAUCGUCAACAUUGGCUAUUAUUCGCUGGUCUUCCUCUUCACCUUCACCACAGUCAUCAUCACUCUGUCCUGGCUCUUUUGCCUCAAGAGAACCAAAGCAGCCAACCCACAAGGAAACAGAAGCGGCAUAAGCAUAGUUAUCGUAAUGGGUCUUUGUUUCCAGCUGGGUGUCACGUGGGGGUUUGCCUUCUUCGCCUACGGUUCCUUUCGGAUUCCAGCUACUUACAUUUUCACAAUCCUCAACUCCUUUCAAGACCAUCCAGAACUCAUUUGCAUCAGACUCAACCUCCCAGGCCUUCGUCCUCCCUCCUCACAGUCUAACUGCUAUAGGAGGUUUCUUCCUGUUCAUCUAUUACUACAAGACAACCCGAGUUGAUCCAAACAGUGCCAAUGCGAAGGGUAAGGGCAACUCAGAGAGCAUCAGCACUCUUAAAACCGGACUGGAGAGCGUUGUGAACCCAUAUCAGUCUUUUGAAAAAGACAAGGGAAUGUGAUUUGCAGUGGGGAUGAGAAAUGUAGUGUGUCCAUGUAAAAUACUGUAUCUUUGUGCUGUUUAUCUCCUGAUACUGAUAUUUACAAUAUUUGAUAUACGCUAGUGUUAAGAAACAUUGUGCUUUGUUAAAUAGAUGUUUUUUAAUGAUUUCAUCCAGUUAAAGCCAGGAACCUGCUGUGUAUUUGUGUGCUUUAGUGUCUGAAACAAAAAGUAUUAAAAACAAAAAACAAAAUCUCAUUCCACCCAACAAUAGAGAACUAUUUCUUUUGAAUGGGAUAAAGCUUACUCCAUUUCAGCAGCAUCCUGCAAAGAGUUGUCAUUUCGUAACGUCACCCGCUUUUGGGGAGUCCUCCAUUUCCUAUAAAUGCAAUGAAACAGUUGCAGAAAAGAUUGAUGGUGUUUUAUCCUUAUAUUACAUUGUUUUCAUUCUAAACAAUGUGACGUAGCUUAUCUACAUUAUUAUUAAGCUGUGUAUUAGUAGAAGUGCAUGUUUCUACAUAUACUGGAGGUUGUAGUAGCUUUGCUGUUCAGUUUGUGACCAUUUUAUUGUUUGUGCAUCAUCAAGUGAAUGGGAAAUAAAAAAAAACAUAACCUCUAUAACUGCCA
Messenger RNA from Girardinichthys multiradiatus, 3065 nucleotides. Its product is annotated as adhesion G-protein coupled receptor G5-like. The transcript has 19 exons. The record is from RefSeq and is a predicted model, not a curated record. Gene Ontology annotation, molecular function: G protein-coupled receptor activity. Gene Ontology annotation, cellular component: membrane. Bases 291 to 2342 code for a protein of 683 amino acids. Gene Ontology annotation, biological process: adenylate cyclase-activating G protein-coupled receptor signaling pathway; cell surface receptor signaling pathway. Lineage: Eukaryota; Metazoa; Chordata; Actinopteri; Cyprinodontiformes; Goodeidae.